UAGUAGAAACCGGAAACAGUAUUUUCUUCUCUGGUGCGAUCACCUUGAGGAACACACAUGUAAAAUUACAGAUGUUAUGAUUGUCACUUUUACACUUGAUCGCAGCUUAUGACAGGAGCUGAAUAAUGGCGAAGUAUCUGGCUCAGAUCGUGGUGAUGGGAGUGCAGGUCGUCGGCAGGGCUUUCGCUCGGGCUUUACGGCAGGAGUUUGCAGGCAUUCAGGCUGCGGCAGAGGCGAGAGGACGGGCAGGUAAGCAGUCGGCUGCAGUUUCCAGUUUCACUGGGAUGAGUCUACAGGAAGCACAGCAGAUUCUGAAUGUAGCAACACUAAACCCAGAGGAAAUCCAGAAGAAUUAUGAACAUUUGUUCAAAGUAAAUGACAAAACUGUCGGAGGAUCUUUCUACCUGCAGUCUAAGGUGGUGAGAGCUAAGGAGCGUCUUGAUGAAGAGAUUGCAAUUGAGAAGCAAGACAAACCACCAGCGCAGGAACAGACACAAACAUGAUUGAUUUUGUUCAUUUCUUUCCCUCUGACCCUCCAUUGUAAAUAAUGUCCUAAAUAAAGCUUCAUCCUUUUCUUUA
This is a messenger RNA of Tachysurus vachellii, 579 nucleotides long. It is a transcript of the gene pam16, whose product is annotated as presequence translocase associated motor 16. NCBI's taxonomy places the organism in Eukaryota, Metazoa, Chordata, Actinopteri, Siluriformes, Bagridae. The record is from RefSeq and is a predicted model, not a curated record. Gene Ontology annotation, biological process: protein import into mitochondrial matrix. The coding region runs from base 126 to 503 and encodes 125 amino acids. The transcript is spliced from 5 exons. Gene Ontology annotation, cellular component: TIM23 mitochondrial import inner membrane translocase complex.